UUUUAUUUGUUCACUUGUUUCGCUAAACAACGUAAGACCGGCCGGCAAAAGGAAGGCGCUUUUAAUAAAAAAAAAUUAAGAAGAAUAUCUUAACCGUAUUGCAAAAUAAAUAAUUCACAGAAAAAAAACAAAAAAUGGCAAAAAAUCCAACAGCCGAACCUAAAUACACUUUGCUUUUUAUCAACAAUGAAUUUGUUCCUUCUGUAUCAAAUAAGAAAUUCGCGACUGUGAACCCAGCCACCAACAAUGUUAUCACCUAUGUUGCUGAAGGUGAUAAAGCUGACGUUGAUAAGGCAGUAGCAGCCGCCAAAAAGGCAUUCCAACGUAACUCACCAUGGCGUAAAAUGAGCCCUUUGCAACGCACUGACUUAAUGAUCAAACUUUGUGAACUGAUGACUCGCGACAAGCCUAUUUUGGCGAGUUUGGAAACCCAAGAUAAUGGCAAACCGUACACUGAAGCUUGUCUGGAUGUUGAUUAUUCGAUUGACACUUUGAAAUAUUAUGCCGGUUGGACUGAUAAAUUCUGUGGCGAUACAGUGCCGGUUGGCUACGAUCUUGUUACCAUAACGCGUAAAGAACCGGUGGGCGUUGUAGGUCAAAUAAUACCCUGGAAUUAUCCUCUAUUGAUGCUAGCCUGGAAAUGGGGUCCAGCUUUGGCUGUAGGCUGCACAAUUGUUCUGAAACCUGCGGAGCAAACUCCGUUGACUGCCUUGCAUAUGGCUGCGUUGGCCAAGGAAGCUGGUUUUCCGGCUGGUGUUAUUAAUGUUGUUACCGGUUUCGGACCCACUGCUGGUGCAGCCAUUUCUGAGCAUCCCGACGUGCAAAAGGUGGCCUUUACUGGCUCCGUUCCUGUAGGACGCCUUGUUAUGGAAGCUGCCGCUAAAUCGAAUCUUAAACGCGUUUCCUUGGAAUUGGGCGGCAAAAGUCCUUUGGUAGUAUUCGAUGAUGCUGAUGUUGACUUCGCUGUGAAUGUUGCACACGAGGCUUUGUUCUCUAAUCACGGUCAAAGUUGCUGCGCUGGAAGUCGCACUUAUGUCCAUGAAAAAAUUUAUGAUGAAUUUGUAUCAAAAGCUGUCGCUAAAGCAAAGUCGCGCACUGUCGGCGAUCCUUUCGAUGAUAAAGUCUUGCAAGGUCCUCAAAUUGACAAUGAAAUAUUUUCUCAAGUUUUGAGUUAUAUAGAAAGUGGAAAAGAAGAAGGCGCCAAGUUACAAUGUGGCGGAAAACGUGUUGGCGAAAAAGGUUUCUUUAUAGAACCAACUGUUUUCUCGGAUGUCACCGAUGAUAUGAGAAUAGCUCAAGAAGAGAUAUUCGGUCCCGUGCAGUCCAUAUUUAAAUUCAGUACCGUUGAAGAGAUAAUUGAACGCGCCAAUAAUGUACAAUAUGGCUUAGCUGCUGGCGUGAUUACUAAUGAUUUGAAUAAAGCGAUGCAAUACGCUCAAAGUGUUGACGCUGGUUCUGUUUGGAUCAAUUGUUAUGACGCCGUGUUACCGCAGACUCCAUUCGGUGGUUACAAAAACUCUGGUAUGGGUCGUGAAUUGGGCAAAGAUGGCCUCGAUAACUAUUUGGAGACCAAAACUAUAACAAUGAAAGUGUUUAAUCAAACUUCUUCGGAUUAACUUUCUCGCCUUGUGGGAUAGAUUAACGCACAAAGAAGAAAAAAAGUUCUUUUUUUUAUUAACUUUUAUUUAGUUUCCUUAAAUUUUGUUCACAAAAGAAAAUUUCAAAAAUAAUAACAUCAAAUGCAAUUGACUUUCGUUAUCAUCUUUCCAAAGAGAGACUUAAUUGAUUUUUGGAAAUAAUGACA
Molecule: messenger RNA, 1804 nt
Organism: Glossina fuscipes
Lineage: Eukaryota; Metazoa; Arthropoda; Insecta; Diptera; Glossinidae
Product: aldehyde dehydrogenase, mitochondrial
Exons: 6
Coding region: 135-1616 (493 amino acids)
Molecular function (GO): aldehyde dehydrogenase (NAD+) activity
Source: RefSeq, a predicted model, not a curated record